This is a messenger RNA of Papilio xuthus (Asian swallowtail), 8828 nucleotides long. Its product is annotated as pericentrin. The transcript is spliced from 38 exons. Bases 113 to 8587 code for a protein of 2824 amino acids. Lineage: Eukaryota; Metazoa; Arthropoda; Insecta; Lepidoptera; Papilionidae. The record is from RefSeq and is a predicted model, not a curated record.
UGGCGCUUGUGUACGUACGACAUUUAUGUUUGAAAAAAACGUCGCCUUGACGACGAAUUUUGUGAAUUUUCUAUGUACUAUUUGCGUGAUUGUAAUAUGAAUGACUUAAAUUAUGGAUGACACAGAAAAAUUAACGCCUCAUACAACAGACCACAAGAAUGUCCUUCCGGAUGUCGUACAUUCUCAACAGAUUCCCAACAUGAGCACGAUCGAAGACGAUGAAUCGGAAUCUGCUCUCGAUACAGGUCAGACUGCUGAAGGCGGCAAAUCGCAACAUGUCGAGGUCGAUGAUGAAACAGAGUCAAUAUCUGAACAUGUCCCAUCCGAAAUUGAAUAUUCCGUAACCGAGUCGGGCGAUUUAAACGAAGGGCAGACAUCUCAUGAUAUAUUAAAUGUUGAUAAAGGGAAUACCUCAGAUAACAGCGCAAAUAUUCCUGUCCCACAUUCUAAUAACAGCAACCUUGAAGAUCCUUCCAAGCUCUCUUGGAAUGUUGAUAAUAAUACUCAUAUUAGCAAAGAGAGCCCUGUUAAUUUGACUAUGUCAAUUGAUUCAAAGGGAAUUCUCUCAAAGUCUUUAUCACUUCAUUCUGACAAUAAUGAACAAAAAGAGCUUGAAAAUGAAAGUAGUAUUAAAUCUGACCACUCUGACCAACAGCAGGAUGAUCAAAAAGAUGAAGUUGAUAGUCCAAAGGAGUCACUUUGUAGUGAAUAUCUUGAUUCACUGAAUGAAGAUGUCAGUCAAAAUUCCUAUUCAAACAAUGAAAAUAAUAUAUCUGAUACUUCAAAACACUUUGAACAUAAAGCUGAGGGAACUCCCAGAGACAGCUCUGAAUCUGAGGAGAUCAUUAAGCUAGAUAUUAGAGGUCAUGGUGUACCUAAAUUUCCUAUGCAAGCGGCAAAAAUUAUCUUUGGUCCGCCCCCUGAAGGUGGCACAGUUAUCGAGAGCCAAAUUGCUCCAAUUCCUGCAUUCCAGAAUUUAUUAUCACCAUUUUUAGUUGUUGGCAAUGAGGGGGUAAAGGUUGAGGAGAUUUAUGAUGAAGUGGAACAGAAGAGCCAACAGGCUUCACCGGAAAAGUCACCAAUGGAGAGUCUGUCAAGUGAUAAAACUGAAAAGGAUCUAUUAAUUGAAGAAAUGACAGUUGAAAAUGCAAAAGAAAAAGAUGAAGAGAGUCCGAGGCAGUUGAAGUCAAUGCCAGUAGAGGAGACAAUUUCAAUGAGUACAAUGACAACGGAUUAUAAGACUAUAUGCGAGGAAUAUCAAGAGAAGCUUGUGUACCUCGAAGACGCGAUGACGCGACGUGACGAAUUAAUCGCGGAACUGACCGUCUCGUUACAGCGAUCCGUCCAGGAACGGGACCAGCUCAAACAUGACAACCACCAUCUGGUGGACGAACUGCAGCACUUGCAGCACGUCACCGCUGACGCACCACUAUCCGAACAUGACACAGUAAAAGCGCAACUGUCCGAUUUUAUCAAGUACCAGUCCAUGGUCAAAGAUGACACCACAAAGUUCUAUUCCGCCGUGAUGAGUGGCACAACAUCUUUGCAGUGUUCCAAUGGUGAAAAAGAUAUUGACAGAGAGGAAAUCACAGUUAACUAUUCCAAAUCUGAUUUAAGAUCUUCCGAUACGGACGAAUUUGAAAACGGUUUUGAGGUUAAAGUGGUGACGUUGUUAAAUAAAUUCGAAGAGUAUAUAGAAGAGAAUUUAAGAAAUAAACUGCGCGAAAGUAUUAUUCAGGUAUUGUGCGAUGAAAUUGGCAAGAUGCGUAUAGAUUUCGAUACGGAAAUGAAAGAUAUGGAAGCUCAGUUGCAACAAGACAAACAAGCGUAUAGUAUCGAGACUCGCCGGCUGCGGGAGCUGCUGGCCUGCGUAAAAGCGGGCAACGCAGACAUCGACGCCUUGAGAGAGGAGCUCAGCAUCAAGCAUGAGAAAGAGAUGGAGAAUCUACGGACAUAUUUCGAAAAGAAAUGCUCUGAUAUGGAAAGAAGCUACUCUGAGGAGGUGUGGCGCGGGCGCGCGUGCGUGUCGCCCCCGAGCGGCGCGGCGUCCGAGUGCGCGGACGCGGCCGCCGGCGACUGCAGGCGGCGCACGCGCAGCGCCGACUUACCCUCGCUCACAUUCGAGUCGACUCCGAUGGAGCAGUUGAUAAAGCAAUUACACAAGAAGUACGAACAACAAUUGGAGGAGAUGCGCGGCGAGCACGCGGCGUAUGUGUGCGACCUACGCGACAAGCACGCGGAGCGAGUCGCCGCGCUGGAGGAACAGAUUAACCAACUGAAAGCGCACAUCCAGACAGCGGAGAACACGGAGGGAAAUGUGUCCAUUUACCCACAAGACAUUGACAUGGAGCUGGAGAAGGAUGCAGUGGAGAAUAGACUGGAAGAGGUCCGUCAGGAAGUGCUGGACCAAAUACAAGAGCAGAUUAAGGUGUUGCUGUCGGACCCCGACGCGGAGCUGUCGAGCUGGCCGCUGGAGCUGGUGGCGCUGCGUGACAGGAUACACGGGGACGCGCGCGCCCUCCAUGACAAGGAGGUGCCGAGCCUGCGCGAGGAGGCGCCCAGCGCGGCCGAGGCUGACAAAUGGCGCCAGCGACGCUACAACAGCUUCGACCAGAACCGGCAGCUCGAGGAGGUCACUAAGGAGAGAGAUGCGCUGCAGCGUGUAGCGGCGUCGCUGCAGCGCUGCGUGGGCCAGCUGGUGGCGUACUGCGCCAGCGCCGAGGACGAGCUCAACCGCACCGUGCUCGCGCGUCUGCUCGCCACGCUGCUGCCAGACGAACAGUCAUUUGUGGAGGAGUGCGGGCGGGUGAGCGUCGGCGAAGUGUCGCUGGACAGCAGCUGCGAGCUGGACGCGAGCGCAGUGGGUGGCGGGGGUGGUCGCGCGCGGCACGUGCACUUCGCGCCGGAGCUGGGCGGCGUGCUGGCGGCGCUGGACGAGGCGGGCGCGGCCGGCUUCCUGCAGCACCAGCGCGACCUCAGCGCGGACAUCAAGCGGGAGCUCGAGCACUCGCUGCGCCGUCUGCGACACGAGGCCCACGAGCUGCUCGACCUCUCCGCGCGUCUCGCCGCCAACAAAAGGAACCCAGAAACGAGAAUGCUGGAAUCGAGUCAAGUUGAAAUCAAGGAGCUCGAGGACGAACCCGAAGAGAAACAGAAGUCUUGUGAUAAUUGUGAAUUACAUAAAAAGUCGAUGGAGGAGGCGAUGUCGGAGUGCCUGCAGCGCGAGGGUCUGCUGCGCGCGGACCUGGACGCCGCCAUGGUCAAGAUCGCGCACCUCAUGACCGACCGCGCCCCCUCUGAUGACGUCAUAGCCGAGGGGUACGGCACGUGCUCGGCUCUGGAGAGGCGCGCGUGCGCGGGAGUGACGCGCUCGCUGGAGGAGGCCUCGCCGCGCUCACAGCUGCACGCGCUCGCACGUGACCUCGACCUCAUGCAGCGCGACCGCGACGACCUCCAGCAGCAGGUGGAGGCGGCCAACCGUCAGCUGAGGUCGACGCGCCAGUUCGUGGAGGAGCAGGCGGCGGAGCGCGAGCACGAGCGCGACGAGUUCGCGCGCCGCCUGCACGACCUGCGCGACGACAACCAGCGCCUGCUCGCGCGUCUGCAGACCAACGCCAGGAUACUCGCCGAGAUGCACGAGCUGAGCGCGCACUGCCGGGUGCCCAAAGUGGAGCAAUUGGAAGCUCAAACGCGGGAAAUGAACCAGAUCAUAACCGACCUCGAAGCGAAGAAAGCCAGCUCCGACGAGGAACUCAAGUCGUACGAGGAGAAGGUGGUCCUGCUGCGGGACAUCAUCGCCAACCUGGAGAGCCAGCUGGAGCAGAAGAACAAGAGGGAAGCGGACAUCCUGCAGCAGCUGGAGGGCAUGAAGCAGACGAUAGAAGACAGGGACAGCAAGAUGAGAGCUCUGCUCGGUGAGCUGGAGUCUCUGAAGAACGAGAAGGUCGACCAGAGCCAACAUGUUUGUGAGAAUUGUAAGAGAGAAGAGGAGAGGUAUAAGGAACUACUCGAUAAUAUUACGGAACAGUGUCGGUGGGUGGAGAGCGAGGUGCACGUGCGCACGCGGGUGCUGCAGCAGGCGCACGAGCACGCCUCCGCCUCCGUCUCCGCGUGCUGCAGCGAGCCCAGCGAGGACGUCUCGCUGCGGGAACACAACGCGCCGCCGCCCCCGCAGGAGGAGCGGGGAGAGGGCGGAGAGGGAGGGCAGAGGGAGUGGGUGCCGGGGCUGGUGUCGGUGCGCGAGGCGGUGCGCGUGCUGGCGCGCGCGGAGGACGCCGCGCUCAAGCGAGUGGCGGACCUGCGCAUGCAGCGCGACCAGCUGCGCGACGUCGCUCAGGAGGUGCGUGCGGAGCGCGACGUGCUGCAGGCGCGCAUGUCUGAGCAGGCGCUGCGCAUCUCCUCGCUGUCCGCACGACUGACGCGCCAGCGGCACGACGCAGACGCGCUCGCGCACGCCGCGCACUCCCAUCUCGGCGUGCAGCUGCACGACGCCAACGCGGAGGUACAAAGGUUAAAAGAGGAGCUGGAAACGAAGGACAAACAGUUAGCGCGCCUGAAACAGACCUUGGAAGACAAGAACAAGGCGGAGCACGCGACCUACGGUGACUCCGGCAAUGUGAAGGAGAAGGUGUGCGGGCUGGAGCGCGAGCUGGCGGCGGCGCAGCAGCGCGGCGGGCAGCUGCAGGCGCAGGUGGAGGCGCUGGCCGCAGACAACCGCCGCCUGCAGCACGCGCUGACGCACCACGACCACCACCUCCACCUCCGGGACCUCGCGGCUUUGAAGCUGGAGGAGGAGGAUCCCCACCAGAGGAGCGAUCGCGGCGAGGGCAAGACGUCCGCCCGCACGCUCAGCGACAUCGUCUCCAUAUCGGAGUUCGACGAGCAGGACCUGCAGAUGCGGCGCGCCGAGCUGCGCCCGCACGAGCCGAGCCCGCUCGCCGCACACGACAAGAGCGCCGCCGAGCGCACGCUGCCGCCCGACCUGCGCCCUCACACCGUCACCUCGCUGCACCUCGACCUCCAAGACCGCCUCCCCCUCACGCCCCGCGCAGACUCCCUCCCCCCGCAUCUCACCUCCACGCACAACAGAGAGGAACACUACAAGAGGAACGUCAACGAGACCACGGUCUUCGGCGACCACAGGCCCUCGCCUCUCAACAUUAUCGACAACUGUUCCCUCUAUCCCAACAGGGACGUCAGCGAUAGUAGGAAUGUCAGCGUGGAACCGAAGAAGAUCGACUUCUCUUUGGAAACCACGGACAACAAAACCCAGGAGGAGGAAUUCGCCUCGCUCCGGGAGCUGGGCAUCACGAUGGACGUCCGACAGGAAAAUUUCCCCGACAUUCUGACUCAGCUGAAGCAUGAAGUUAAGAAAGCGAGACGCGAACUGGAAAGUUGCAAAUCUGACCUGAAAAACGCCGAGGAGCAGCUGUGCGAGUUUCCGGCUUUGAAAGAGGAGGUCGACGAGCUGAAGGCCCUUCUGGAGAACACGAUGGCCACCAUGGAGAAGGACAAGAAGUUCUACGAAAACCAAUUGGAGAAUUUCUCCACGAACAAGAAGCAACUCGAACAGAGGAUGGCGGAGUUGACGCAAGAGGUCAGCGAUAAAUCUAAAGACUUGCAUUUGCUCAAGGAGGACAUCCUCCGAAGGGAGAAUAUGAUUUUAGAAUUAGCCAAAGAGAAACGAAACUUGACUAACAGAUUAAAUGAAUUGGAAACCAAAGUUGACGAGCUUCAGAGCCGAAACGAGGCUCUGCAGCAAUACGAAAUGGAAACGCACACGAUGAGAGAGAAAGUGAAACAAUUGGAGAAGUUGGAGCAGCUGGUGUCGGAGAAGAAUCAGCAAAUCGAUAGCCUGAACCAACAUCUGGACAGACUGGACGACCUGCAGAGAAAUCUCAACGACAAAACUGAGGAACUUGAAAAAUUAAAAGUUGCCCUGCAUCAAAAGACAAAAGAAUUAUAUCAGGUACAAGCGACGGUCUCAUCCUUGACCUGCGACAUGGAGAGACUCACCGAGGAGAACAACGAACUCAACGAUCAUAACAAGGAACUUAAACUGAAAAUGUCCAAAUUGGAGAAGGAACAAGAGAACGCCUCCUUAAGAUUACAGAAUAGCGAAAACGAACUCGAAAGGCUGAACUCCAUAAACAAGGAGCUGUCCUCCAAGAUCGAGGAACUAAAAGUUAUCAACGACCAACUAAAAGAUAAAGAGGCAGAGAUCGAGAUCCUCACCGAAGACCUUAACGCCUACCACAGUGAGAUAUGUUCUCUGAAAGACCAGCUGGAGAUAGUGUCGCGCAGUCCCUCCCCGGGCAGCGCGCGGCCGCACGCGCAGGGCGAGGAGCGGCGCGCGCCCGCAGACCGGCGCCAGCUGCACGCCAUCAGGAAGCAGAUCUCUUUGCUGCAGCACGAGCUGGACUUUAAUAAGAAGGAGCUAAAUUGUAAGGCCUUCGAAUUGGCGAAAGCGAAGCUGGAUGUGAACGAGCUGAAAAACAACGCGAGCCAGGCGGCCAAGCUGGUGGCGGACAAGGAGGCGCAGAACGAGGAGCUGGCGCUGCAGGCGGCGGCGCUGCGCAACGACCUGCGCCACCUCGCCGACGAGAAGCACCAGCUCAGCCAGCAGCUCGACAUGCUCCUCGCCAGAUUAAGAGAAGAGUCGAAUGUGAGUGAGAUCAGAGCCAAGCUGCGGGAGAAGGCGGAGAGCUGCCACGAGCUGGAGAUGGAGCUGCACGACAUGCGGGACCGCGUCGACAGCAGGCGCGGCACGUCGCGCUCGCCGACCGCGGAGCUGGAGCGUGCGCUGCGCGACCAGCUGCACUACUCCAACGCGCUCGACGAGCACAUCAUGGACCAGAUACUGUCGGCGAGCAGUGAGGAGCACGAGGAGAUUCCGCGGCUCGCAUUAAACACUUCUAAGUCGUCGAGCUCCGUGGCGUCGACGUCGUCGGAGCGCGCGUGCCGGCUGCGCGCGCAGGUGCAGCAGCUGCAGCUGCAGGUGGAGGGGCUGCAGGCGCGUCUGCAGGACAAGGACGCCCUCAUUGCGGAGCUCAACCGGAUACGGGACAAGCUGGUGCAGGACUGGCAGACGGUGAACUGUCGGUACGAGGCGGAGCGCGACAACUCGGGCCGCCUGCAGCUGCUGCUCGACGCUCAGAAGGACACCGCCGAGAGUCUGCAGAACCAGGACUCGAACAUGAUCCAGAUCCUAAAGAAGCGUCUGGAGAGCGCCAUGCAGUCGGAGGGCGAGCUGCUGGAGCGCGAGCAGCGCCUGCGCCGUCGGCUGGCGGACCUCGAAGCCGGCCAGCCCGCGCCGCACGAACAGAUGCACGCGCAGCUGGAGGUGGCGGAGAAGCUGAAGGGCGAGGUGUCGGUGCUGCGCUCCAAGCUGGAGUGCGAGAGAGCGCGCGCCGACGAGCUGGCCGCGCAGCUGCAGCUGGCCCGCUCGCACCUCGAGGACCGGACGCGCGCCGCCGCAGACCUGCGCGCUCAGCUCGCACAGCUUAAACGAACAAAGUACGAGGCGGGCGUGGAGCUGGCGCGGCACAAGGAGCUGGUGGGCACGCAGGCCGCCGCCGUCGCGCACCUCGAGCGACAGCUGGCGGCCGCCGCAGCCGCGCACCGCUCGCCCAACAACUCUCUGACCGAGAUCGAGGGUCAGAAGAGCGAGCUGGCGCGCGAAAUAGCGACGCUGCGCAAGUGUCUGCAGAGUGAGCACCCCGAGGUGAGCACGCUGCGCGCCGAGCGCCAGCGUCUGCAGGCCGAGCUGCACGCGCUGCGCCGCGAGCUGGACGCGCGCGCGCCCGCCACGCCCCUGCACGCCCCCGACACGCCCCACAACGCACAAGACAAAGACCAAGCGAUCCGCUACCUGCACGGGCGCUGCGUGCGGCUGGAGAGCUGGCGCAAGGCGCUGGUGUGGCAGAAGCGGUACCUGCAGCGCGUGCUGGCCGGCUACGCGCGCCUCGAGCGCUCCCUCGCGCCCCGCCCCCAGCCCCGCCCCGCCGGCAAGAAACUCUUCAAAUGCGUGGUGACGGUGGUGAUAACAGUGCUGCGCAUGGGGUAUGUGGUGCGACGCAGGUAUGCCGCGCGCAGCGCCGCCUCCUGCCUGCUGCGAUCCGCACACGACGCAGACGACCACGUCCCGCCCGACCCCGCCUCCGCCUCCGCCUCCGCCUCCGCGCACCACGCCUCCAGAAUUAACCUUAUGAGCACGCCGGCGGUGUCGCCGCGGUGCGUGCUGUCCCGGCGGCUGAAGCUGGCCCCCACGCCCGCCCCGCACUCGCCCCAGUCCCCGCUUGUGCCCCACCUGCCCCAGACGCCGCGCGUGCCCCACCUGCCCCACGUGCCCCACGUGCCCCACCUGCCCCAGUCCCCGCUCACCGCAUACGGCGCACUAACGCCGCUCGCUGCCCGCGCAGUGGAUGACGACGUAAGAAAAACCCCCGGCGGCGUCAGCACGCCGCGGAAUGAAUUCUAUUUAAUGAGUUCACCCCGGGGCGACGUGGCGAGUGCCUACAUGAGCAAGCUGGAUGCGGUCAGCCGCUGCCUUAGCCAGGUGCUGGAGUCUCCGCGGGACGUGCCGUGACCUACGCACGCGCACUCGCUCCGCCCACUGUGCCCGCCCACAUCACUGGCCCCGCCCACUGCGCCGCUCACUUCACAGGCCCCGCGCACACAAGUCGACUCCACCCAAUACUCGAUACCAAAACAAUUAACUUAAUUACAUUGAAUUUAUUAAUUCUCCGCCUUAUAAUGGUGCCUUAAUAUUUCGCGUAUAUAAAUGUCAUUAAUCAAAUAUUGCACAAUUUUUCUAAUAUUUAUGUAAU